GUUACGAGCUUCCCGGGUGCUGCUGGUGGGGAUGAAGGGUCUCGGAGCAGAAGUGGCGAAGAAUCUCAUCUUGGCGGGAGUCAAAGGCUUGACCAUGCUGGACCAUCAGCAGGUUUCCCAAGAGGACACGCGAGCUCAGUUCCUCAUCCCCGUGGGUUCCUUGGGCCGCAACAGAGCUGAAGCCUCGCUGGAGCGGGCGCAGAACCUCAAUCCCAUGGUGGACGUGAAAGCUGACCCCGAGAGCGUGGAGAGCAAGCCCGAAGAGUUCUUCACCCAGUUCGACGCAGUCUGCCUGACCUGCUGUUCCCGGGACGUUAUGGUGAAGAUCGACCAGAUUUGCCACAAGAACAGCGUCAAGUUCUUCACCGGCGACGUUUUCGGCUACCAUGGUUAUAUGUUUGCCGACCUUGGGGAACACGAAUUUGUGGAAGAGAAAACCAAGGUCGCCAAAGUCAGCCCGGGCGUGGAAGAUGGGCCGGACACCAAAAAAGCCAAACUUGACUCUUCGGAGACCACCAUGGUGAAAAAGCGAGUGGUUUUCUGCCAGCUGAAGGAAGCCCUGGCCGUCGACUGGAGCGGGGAGAAGGCGAAGACGGCGCUGAAACGCACCACCCCGGAUUAUUUCCUCCUCCAAG
Fulmarus glacialis (Northern fulmar) is the source of this 635-nucleotide messenger RNA. It is a transcript of the gene SAE1, whose product is annotated as SUMO1 activating enzyme subunit 1. The record is from RefSeq and is a predicted model, not a curated record. Gene Ontology annotation, molecular function: SUMO activating enzyme activity. The transcript has 5 exons. Gene Ontology annotation, cellular component: cytoplasm; SUMO activating enzyme complex. Gene Ontology annotation, biological process: protein sumoylation. The annotation marks the transcript as partial. NCBI's taxonomy places the organism in Eukaryota, Metazoa, Chordata, Aves, Procellariiformes, Procellariidae.